AAACUCAAUUUUUUUCUUAAUUAUAUUCCAACUAAUUUUAUUUGAAAAGAGAUGGCGAAAAUUUGCUCGGGGCUUGAGACUGAGCUGAGGCUGGGGCUCCCCGGUGGGGGCGGGGGGAAGGAGAAGAAGAGGGUGUUUUCUGAUAUUUGCGAGGAGGAGGGGAAGGAGGAGGUGAGGAAGAAUCAGGUGGUGGGGUGGCCGCCGGUGUGCUCGUACCGACGGAAAAAUGGUUGUGGGAUGAAAAUGUAUGUGAAAGUUAGUGUGGAUGGAGCUCCCUUUUUGAGGAAGAUUGAUUUGAGUAAUUAUAAAGAUUAUUCUCAUCUUGUUAGGGCUCUUGAAGAGCUCUUUGGAUGCUUUGGGAUUGGAGAAGCAUUGAAAGAUGCAGAAAAUUGUGAGUACGUUCCAAUCUAUGAAGACAAAGAUGGAGAUUGGAUGCUUCUUGGAGAUGUCCCUUGGGAGAUGUUUGCAGAGUCAUGCAAGAGGCUGAGGGUGAUGAAGAGAUCAGAUGCUAAGAAAAUCGCAAAAGAUCUUCUCAAGGGACUUGCCACAGAAGAUUAGGGAUAAUUAAUUAGGAAAUGAAGGGUAUAUCUGUCAUUGUACCACCCUUGGUGAUAAUCUUUAUCUGUAUUAUUAUUUUCUAGAAUUUAUUGAACAAUAGUUGAGAAAUAACUAUUUACAGACUUCGGAUACUUAUAUGAGUCAAGUUUACUUUUAUUUUUGUGAUAGUUUGUUUUGUUCUAUGUAUGUUGGUUAAUUCGAGGUAUUUGUUGUGAUUCAAAUUUAUGCAAUUUCUAUUUGUUUGGAUUUUAA
Salvia hispanica is the source of this 810-nucleotide messenger RNA. Its product is annotated as auxin-induced protein 22C-like. Gene Ontology annotation, biological process: regulation of DNA-templated transcription. Lineage: Eukaryota; Viridiplantae; Streptophyta; Magnoliopsida; Lamiales; Lamiaceae. Gene Ontology annotation, cellular component: nucleus. The record is from RefSeq and is a predicted model, not a curated record.